Thelazia callipaeda (thelaziosis nematode) is the source of this 336-nucleotide messenger RNA. NCBI's taxonomy places the organism in Eukaryota, Metazoa, Nematoda, Chromadorea, Rhabditida, Thelaziidae. The record is from the annotation of a GenBank genome assembly.
AUGCUGACGUCGGUAAAGCUAUUUUUAAGUUGUUAUGCACUUCACUGCUUUAAUUGUGUAUCAAGUUUGCCUUCAAAUAUCAGUCGAGAUGCACAGCAAGCUUUCAAAAUGAUACUUCAUUCAACAUAUUUGGUGCCACCUGUUGAUAAGUUAUGUGCUGAUGCACAAGUUUAUGAGUUCAAAAUGAUCAAGCAAAUUUCAUGCUCAUUAGGAGAUCAAUGUGUCAAAAUCUCAGUUUGGGAGAAAGGUUUAUUUGAAAAGCUACUUUUAUCGAUAUUAGUAAAUUCAUCGUUAAAAAACAGUUUUAAGGUCACUGCAAUCAAAAUCGCUCCGUAA